Molecule: messenger RNA, 17069 nt
Organism: Podarcis lilfordi (Lilford's wall lizard)
Lineage: Eukaryota; Metazoa; Chordata; Lepidosauria; Squamata; Lacertidae
Source: the annotation of a GenBank genome assembly
AGACUGCUGGAUGCUCUGAUGCCUCUGGCACUUAAGCAGAGAAGAAGUCUCCAAUUAAGCAGAGAAGUCGUCUCCGAUUAAGCUUGCUCGAUUCCAUGUGCUGCAGUGGGGACAGCGUUACCGUAUUAUCUCUUCAGCCUAGGCAGACAGGGUAGUCCAGGAUCACCAGCCUGGAGCCUUCCCAAAUUUAUUCAGCCAGUGUUGAGGACAGCUAGCUCCAUACCACGACUCUUUGUGCCGUGCUAUUAAUGAAGGAACUUCUCGUCUUCUGGGCCCUGUGCUCCCUAGUGGGUAAGUAACCAACCUUUGACUCCUCUUUAUUAAAGCCUCUCUUCAUGAUCUCUGAAUCUCUUUAAGCUGUAGCGAGAGUUUACCAAGCAGGCAAACGUGAUCUCCAUGGUCGGUUCUUGCUCCCAUUACCUUUGUUUUGAGCUUACGCCCUGGAGUGGCAUCGUCAUAGCUUCACUUGUUUCAACUGUCAAGCAGGUUGAACAGCGUUCAUCUAUGGCAACUGGGGUCAGUGGCAGACCUGGGGUCUCAAAAUUCAGCAGUGCCUUGUGUGACGCCAAAAUUCAGCACCCCCCCACCUCUUGCCUUCCAUUAUGCAGCCUAGUUGCAGCAUCUCCUGCUGCGUCCCCCAGGCUCUGCGACCAAGCAAGUCGCACUCCCCUCUAUCUGCCUCUGACUGGAGCUGCCUAUCUUAUUUCUCUCUCACACUCCUUUCAUUUUCUUUAUUUCUAUUGUGCUUUUCUCUUCUUUUCUAUUCCUAAUUUUAUUGUAUUAUGGAAAUUUUUAAAAUAAAAUAAUCUUACUAAUCUUAACUUUAUACGGGUUUGAAGGUACGGUAUGUACUAAGCCUAAGAUUUCAGUCCCAAAGAGGGAAGUCUUCCUCUCAACAGACAGGUGGUCUCCAACCUAUCUGGGGUGGCGGACGGGAAGCAAAACAGAAAGCUGAAAUGAAAUCAAAGUAUUUCUUAGGUCUUUUCACUACACAGUCAAAGCAGGAGUGUCCAAGCUGGGAGUUGCGAAGAGUUGUUUUUCCUUUGAAUAGGGAGGGAUGUGGGCUAGACUCUAAUUCUCAUCCUUAUUGCAAUUUGCUGCUUGUGAGACUCUGACGGUGUACACAACACACUUUUAAAGCACACACACAACCGAGAAUCCGGUAAUAGAAGCUGGACUUGUUGAGAGAGUGGGCUUUGAAGAGGUCCUCUUGCCCAUGGGAACUGCAAAACCUGGAGCCAACACCAGGGAUGCCAAUUUGAAUAAAUUAUUUGGGGUAAGUCCUGCCCCACAUAAUCGAUCACAAGACACAGUACGCGCACACCAUUAGAAUGGCAAUGCCCAUCAACUUUGGGGGCCCCAGACCCCUAGGAAUUGACUCCUACAGCCUACAGCCAACACCCAACACGGCAGUUUGCAUCGCUGCCAUGAGGCGAGGCUAAUGAGGUAGGGGAAAUCCCAGCUGCAUAUUUUUUACUUCUACAAUUCUAAAAAACAAUUGUAAACCUUUUAAACAAUGUGGGUCUGUAUUUCCUGAUCACUGUUGCCAAAACACCGCUCAGCUGAGAAUGCUUGACAGGUUUAAGGCAAUAGCUGGCUCCCCACCUGAAACCGUUGUUUGUUUGUUUGUGGGGCCGGAGAGCCCAUUUCAGCCCAAGGCAGCCUUUUGAAGGGCUACAUGCAAAUGGUGGGCGGGGCUAGAGGCAAAAGUGAGCAAAGCAAUGAGUGUAAAUGCUACCUUUGUACAGCAAGCUAGUUUCUACACACAUAUCUCUCCCUAUACUCCACCUACUCCAAGGAAACUUUCCAGUGAGGCAAAAACCCUCAAAGAAGGGGCAAAGCAAGGCCUGAGAGCACCAGGUAAAGAGGUAUGGAGUCCCCACAGGCCUGAGUUUUAUUGCAUUUCUGCACCACCCUUCCCACCUACAGAAUCCCAGAGCAAUAUACAGCAACAAUGCAACAAAAAGCAGCAAGUAAAAUUCUCUAAAACAGGGGUUCUCAAACUGAGGGAAAUUUCGAUCGGGUUCACACUCUGCAUUCAUUCUGUGCUCCCACUGCUGGUUUGGAAAGUGGUGCACACAUGACAUUAGCCACAAACAUUAAGGUGGAUGAUAAAUGUUAUCAUUAGCCAUAUCUAUCCUGUCAUUUCUUAUGAAAUACUGUAUGGGGGAAAAUAGAGAUGGGGGAUAAAUUUGAUUCAGUUCACAUUGAUAACUGAUUCUAUGAAAUUUGCAUUUUCCUAAAACAAUAUGAGAACUAAAACAGGGUAGUUCGUGGAAAUUCGCAAAUAUCAGAAUUUUGCAAUACAGUUUUCCAAUCACAGAUGGUUUAUAAAGAUAUAUUAAGGGAAACUUUGCAAAAAAAAUCAAUAUAUUAGUUAAAAUAAUAUACUAGGUGCAUUAUAUUGUGAGGAAUAUAUUGUUAGUCAAAACUGCAUGCAAAAAUAUAUCUAUUUGCAGAAUUACUCACAAAUAUACUGGAGAAUUUUCAUGCGGAUUUUUGACAAAAAUAUAUAUAUAUAUCCACCAGUUGUUGAAAAAAUGUAGAGAACUGUAUUUAAAUUUUGAGAAAUGAGAAAUUGAGAGAGCCAAAAUGGAUUGAUCCUUCCACCCCUUGUUUCAAUGUGUCGUUGUCCCUACCACCACCACGUGCAACCAGCUUCAGUCUGAAUUGAGAAAAAGAAUGACCCUAGCUGCCUUUUAAGUUGGUAAGAUAUACACAGCCUAAGUACAGAGACUGCACGUUCUACGGUUAACCUCUAAUAAUCUUUUUCUCUCUCUUCAUUGUAGGGAAUUCGCUAGCAGAGAGAUCACCACUCAUUCAACAACCAAUCUUUUCGUCCACAAACUUUGAAAAUAUCUUCACUUGGAAGAGCUGGGGGGAGCCACUUCCAGGCACGGUGUACGAUGUGCAGUAUAAGAAGUAAGAGGACUAUUCCUUCUCCUUACUUGGUGUGACUGUUAUUCUUUGAACCCACAGAUAUCUCAGAUAGGGAGAAAUAUACUUUGCUGUGGGAAUAGCAUUGUGUCAGGUCCAGGGAAGAAACAGACCCCCAGGUCCAGCCCAAGACAUUUUGCUGCCCGAGGCAACAGGCAAGAUUAUGUGUCCUCCCCAUUCUAGAAACAGAAGCCAACUGGACUUUUCAGUACUGUCUAUAGGACAGUGUCCUAUGCCACAUUUGAUGGCAGCAAGUACAUAUGGAGAAACACAGCUCUGUCCUGUAAGAGAAGGGAACAGUUGGGCGGGGCUUAGAAGGGAACACCCCCAAUAUCUACCAUAUGGAACACUCCCAGUAUCUACCAUCUGAUAUGAUAAACUUAUUCUGCCUAAUGGUUGAGGCGGCUCUGGAUACGGCCAUAUUUUGAGGCUGUUGUAUAGCUUUAGGUUCUCACUAAUGGGCGCUGACAGUCCCAGUUAUUACAUUUAUAAGGAGCUCAAUGUGAUCCUCCUAUCCAUUUUAUCUGCAAAAUAGGCAUGUUAGGCUGAAAGGCUGUAACUGGCCCAAGUUCACACAGAGAGCUUGAUAACUGAGUCACUGGCGGAGGAAGAGGAGUGUGGGGGGGGAGCGCACUGCCCCUGGCAGCGCAAUCCCAGCAGGGUGCCAUCGCAGCUGCCUCACCCACCCACGCAGAGCACCAUGCCCCUGUAGGUAGUGUGCGCCCAGGAUGCGCACCAGCCCGCCCCCACCUGCUCUCCGCCCCACAGUGCUGGAGCACAAAACUCUGCCACUGAACUGAGUAUGGGUGUGGACCCCUGUCUCCAGCGCUCCAACCACUGCACCACACUGGUUGCCUUGUGCCAGUAUCACAAUGUGAAUACUCCCAGUGCAAGGAAUUCAGGUCACACCGACAUGGCAGGGUGCAGAAAUAGUUUUGCCAUUUGGAAUGCAACUGGCAAAUGAUAGGCAGCCUUGAGGAGCUGCAGUGCCACUGUAGCUGUGGGAGGAACUGGUGCUGCUUGCAAGACUUGCUUGCUUCCCCUUGCUCAGCAUGAGUGAGAGUAAGGAAACACAGAAGUACACACAUUCACCAAUCUGUUUUCCAUGGAUUUAUGCAUGGUGUUUGGUGGUCCUGACAAAGGACUCAGCUACAUUAGAGAACCAACAGUGUUUUAAAUGUGUUAUAAAUGCUGCUGUAGAGCAAAAAACUUUGUCUAUGCGAUUUUACAUAGAGUUUUUUCUUUUGUUAUAAUGACUGAAUUCAUGGCUUAUUUAUAGCGUUUCCUCCCCUGUGUGUAGAUUCAGCCCCAGUCAAGUGCUCUUGCAUACAGCACUUGGGCAUUCUCCGUUUUGUUGGUUUGUUAAAACCCAACUAAUUCUACACUAUAUUUCUGCAAUAUAUAUAUACCGAACAGUGGUACCUUGCUUUACAACCAUAAUCCAUUCUGCAGGUCUGUUUGUAAACCAAAACAAGGUUGUAACCCAAGGUGCGCUUUUGCCAAUGAGGCAUCAAAAAAUUUUUUGUUCGUAAUACAAAAACAACAGGUUGUAAUAAUAAUAAUAACAAGGUUGCAAACCGGGACACGCACUUCCAGGUUUGAUGUGUUUGUAAACCAAAACGUAUGCAGACCAAGGUACCACUGUACUACAUUUCUGCAACAUAAUUGUAUAAGUAUUAAUGCAAAGUACCCUUUUAUACACAUUGUUGUAUGUAUCUGUUUAUGUGCUGGUAACUUUAGGAAACUUGGGGUUUACAUAUGUGUGCAUAAAACACAUAUUAUAAUAAUGCAUAAAAUAUGCAAGAAUUAUUCCUAUUCUGGCAGAACAGAUAAAAAAAGAGCUCUCUUUUCAUCAUGCAUGCCCAUGAUACAGUCCACUUCAUGCUGUUGCACAAGUAGACCCAAUCUGAAUGUUUUCCAAUAACUGUAAAAUGAGCAAAGACAUAUCUAACUCAGAUGACUGGGUAGGGGUGUCGUGUAAACAAAUCCUCUUGAUGACAGCUUUCACCCAAUUUGCUUCCAUCACAUUGCUGAGAUAGCUGAUGUCUCCCUGAACUGCAUCGUACUUUAGAUUUUCCUCUGUUGCACAAGCUGGAGAACUUGGCACCCAGACACUUUCCUCCUUUGAUCUUUCCAGUAAACAUAACCCUUUGGUUGCAAUCCAUAGAUGGGUUAUGAAAUUCUCAUUAAACCUUAAUAUCUAAAUUGAAUAUUCAUUGUAGCAAUUAAGCUAAAGAGCGGAGGGGAAAAAAUAUGCAGAUAAAUUACACCACUGCCUGCUUUCGAGAUGCAAAACAAGGAGACAAAGAGAUACCUGGAUUUGAUUUGAAGGGCACCAGAUAGCUUGAGAGCUACAUACACACAUACACACGCACACUUUCAGGGAACACCCACCAAGACAUAAUGAAUGGAUGACUGAUGAAGAGAUUGGCGACGAUGAAAACAUAUUUAUGGCUUUCACAGUAAGUGACAUCAUCUCUUUAAAAACUUGCCCUACAAGCGUAUUUACCCACAAAGCCUUUCGCAAACUUGGUAGCAGACAGUUGCAGUAAGUCUUGUCAUCUUUCUGUUCUGUCAACCCAUGAGAUUGCUGGCCGAAAGUCUGGAGGAGGAGGAGGAGGAGGAGGAGGAGUUGGGUUAUUCCUCUAAUCCUGCUUUGCUAAAGCUGCAGUCCAAAUCCUAAUAACACAGAAGUAAACACUGAACCCAGCAGGACUUAAUUGUAAGCAGACAUGAUUAGGAUUGCACUGUAGGGUGGUGGCUUUUUUAAAAAACUCCUCACCUGAAACCUUGUUUGCUGACAAAGCCUUUUGGAAAGUUGGGAGGAGGUUACAGUCAGUGCAUCUCCGGCCUAUAGGGACACCUGGUCUCCUCUUAACUGGAGCUUUGUUUUGCUCGCAGGGGCUUUUAGAAAGUUGGGAGGAGGAGGAAUUCGAUUCAGUUCUCAUUUUAAAGUGAAACUGCCCAAUUUGCACUUUCAAAAAACAGUAUGAGAACCAAAACCCAUCCAGCCAUCCACUGAAAUCCGUAUUUCUCCCAAUCUUGCAACAAUGUUUGCAAAAAUGCAUUAUGUUAGGGGAAAGAGUGCAUAAAAACACAUAUAUUUAUGAAAAUAACAUAUAAAUGUGUGUUAUAUUGGGGAGAAUUGCUCACAGAAAUGAGUCCGUUAAUCAAAACCGCACACAAACAUGUUUGUUGGGAGAAAUUUGCACUAAAAUCCUGACAACUUUUCAUGGCGAAAAAUUGUAAAUCGCUGCAGCAAUGUAGAGAACUGAAUCAAAGACUGGGAAAAUUAGAAACUGAGUUCCAUCCCUCCAUCCCUACCAUCAGGUCAAAUAUGGCGGGCAAGGUAUACUACAUGGCAACUUAGUGUCAGCGUAGCCAGCAUGGUGCCCUCCAGAUGUUGCAGCCAGCAUGCCCAAUAGCCAAGGAUAAUGGGAGUUGUAAUCCAAAGACUCUGUUGGCUGCCUCUGCCUUAGUGAAGCACCCACCCCUUUGCCCAGGCCUUGUGCCUGCUGCGACGGUAAAUAAAUGCACUUGGUGCCAUCACUGCAUUGUUUUCACUGUGCACUGAAGACAAACCACUCUACCCUGGCCCUCUGACAUAUAUAUUUUAGGACCUACUCAAUUUCCCUUUCUAUUUUUCCAUAUACAGUGGUACCUCGGGUUAAGUACUUAAUUUGUUCCGGAGGUCCGUACUUAACCUCAAACUGUUCUUAACCUGAAGCACCACUUUAGCUAAUGGGGCCUCCUGCUGCCACCGCGCCACCAGAACCCAAUUUCUGUUCUUAUCCUGAAGCAAAGUUCUUAACCUGAAGCACUAUUUCUAGGUUAGCGGAGUGUAUAACCUGAAGCGUAUGUAACCUGAAGCGUAUGUAACCCGAGGUACCACUGUACUUUUCUGGCAUUUUCUUUGAUGUAAAUACUUUUAACCGGUUUUAAUGUCAUUGGGUUUUUUUGUUUUUUGUGCUGCUGCAACCCAGCCUGGGACUCUGCAGCAAAGGGCAGAAAGGAAACUUGAUAGCCGAAUAACUAAAAUGGUGACAAGCUGGCACCCCAAGAGAGAGAGCCUUCCCCGUUCUACAUAUUUGGCAUGCCUCAUUCAAGGGAGGAAUAUGAGAGGAGCCACUCCUCCUGCGCCAACGAUGAUGAAACAAACAAAAUGAUGGGCUAUUAUGAUGGGUGGAGGCUGUCUGGAAGGAGGGCCUGCACAGAGGUGCCAUGUGUCCUUUUUUGUAUUCUUGCAUUGCACCCCAUCCAUGAGAUUCCUACUGACAAAGGCCACCAGCUACCAGAGUGGUGGGGAAGUAUGCUCUUCUUCCUCAUAUUAUUGUCAUUAUUUAUUCAGUUUAUGGCCAACGCUUCCUCCCAAAGGAGCCCAGGGCAGCAAUGGAUGGCAACCAGCCAUCUGAAAGUAAGGCAGUGGCUCAAUGCAUGCAGAAACAGGUACAAUCCCUGACAUCUCCAGACUGCGCCUAGAGAGACCUCGGUCUGAAUUUCAGGACAGCUGAUGCCAGUGAGUGUAGGCGAUACUGAACUAGAUGGACCCAAGGUCUGAUUCAGUGUAACAUGACACCCUCUGCUCUUUUCAUCCAGUGCUUUACCAACUGCACUGGCUCCCAGUGGAGUACAAGGUGCUGGUUUUGACCUUUGAAGCCCUCUGCAGCCUAGGACCCAUGUACCUAUGGGACCGCCUCUCCUGGUAUUCCCUGCAAAGGACCUUAAGGUCCACAAAUGACAACAUUUUGGAGGUCCCAGGUCAUAAGGUGGUUAGAUUGGUCUCAACUAGGGCCAGGGCCUUUUCAGUACUGGCCCCGACUUGGUGGAACACUCUGUUACAAGAGACUAGGGCCCUGUGGGACUUGACAUCUUUCCGCAGGACCUGCAAGACAGAGCUGUUCUGCCUGGCCUUUGGUUUGGACUCAGUCUGACCCUUAUGUUUCCCUCCCUUUAUGGUUUUGAUUUAUGGGCUACUUUUAAAAUGAGGCUGCAUUUUACAUUGCAUUUUAACCUGUAUUUUAAAUUGGGCCCCCCCCCAUUACGUUUUUACUGCAAUUUUACUGGUGUUAGCCGCCCUGAGCCCGACUCUGGCCGGGGAGGGCAGGGUAUAAAUAAAAGUUAUUAUUAUUAUUAUUAGUAGUAGUAUUUUCCACUUAUGCAGGAAAAAGUAAUAGAGUCUUCUUAAGGACACCAUUGGGCUGAGGGUGAAACCUGCCUUCUGACCUUAGUGGCGCACAUUGUGUGAUAUGAUCUGCACUAACUCCAUCCACUGUGUCCCAGGUGGCAGCCUGUUUGACCCCUAAAGUAUCUGUCAUAUGCCACCUUAGCAUUGUUUAAAAAGGAAGCUUUUUAAAAGCAAAAUUGUCCUAGAGAUUGGAGGUGGGAGCUGCCUUGGUGAUGUUAAAGGCGCUGGCCAAUCGGUGCUGUGCAGUGCUCAGUUCUGCUGCUUGCCAAACCAAACAGGUUCCUGAACUCAACCCUGGAGUGAAUGCAGGGCUGAAUGCAGAGAACUCACUUCCAAAUAGGCCCAACUGCUCUAAAACCCUCACAUCUUAUUUGUCUUAAGCUGGAAUCCCGGCAACAAUAGCACAGUCAGCCAAGCGGCUGGUAGCGUCGCAGCUUGCAACACACUGCUCCGUGGCAUAUCCAGGCACGUGUCUCUUUUUCACUGAUGUCUAUCUCAGACCUGAAUUGCCUUCCCUGUGGUUUAACAGUGACGUGUGCUGUCUAUGCCACUGCCUGCUGUUCUCCACCCACACAUUGCCUAAAGCAGAUGGGGAGCAGUGGUUGUGGGGGAAGGGCUGUAACUCAGAGCUAGAGCAUCUGCUUUGCAUGCAGAAGGUCCCAGGUUCAAUCCCCGGUGGCAUCUUCAGGUGAGGCUGGGAAAAACACUAGCCUGAAAUCUUGGAGAGCUAUUGCCAGUCAGCUUGGAUAAUAGAAGAGUUUGGAUUUGAUAUCCCGCUUUAUCACUACCCUAAGGAGUCUCAAAGCGGCUAACAAUCUUCUUUCCCUUCCUCCCCCACAACAAACACUCUGUGAGGUGAGUGGGGCAUAGAGACUUCAGAGAAGUGUGACUAGCCCAAGGUCACCCAGCAGCUGCAUGUGGAGGAGCGGGGAAUCGAACCCCGUUCACCAGAUUACGAGUCUACCACUCUUAACCACUACACCACACUGGCGCUCUCUGGAUAAUACGGAGCUAAAUGGGCUUUUGGCCUGACUCAGCUACCUUUGUUCAUAGGUACGGGGAUGCAUGGCAGAACAAAAGCGAGUGCCAAAACAUCACACGCCGCUCCUGCAAUCUCACGCUUGAAACGGAAAACUUCACCGAGUGCUACUACGCCAGAGUGAGAGCCACGGUCCCUAACUGUUGCGUCUCCGAAUGGGCUGAGUCCUCAAGAUUCUAUCCCCGGGAAAACAGUAAGUGGCUAAUAUUGUAAACCGGGUUGGGGAACUUCUGGCCCAGUCGUCAAAUGUCUACCAAAGCACCUGUCCCUCAAACUUCUCUCCAAACCACAAACCCUCUCCUUGAGUUGCCUUGAGUUCUACUUUAGUGGAAAAGUGGGAAACAUUGUUAAAAAGUAAACAAGAAAAUAAACGUCAACAGUUUGUAGGAUGUCUCGCCACUAUGGCACUAUGAUGGGGUAAGAUGCAUUUGUUGAAAUUCUCCCUUCCAUACAGUAGUUGAAAGCUGCAGGAGUAAGGUAAACAUGUUUCCCAAAGACAGGCCUCAUGUUUCUUUAAGAAAGCUGCCUCAUUCAGCAGGUGCAGCUAUUGCAGGUUGUGCGGUUGUUGCUGAACUACAGUUCUCAUCCCCUGUGGCCAUUGGCCGUGCUUGCUGGGGCUGAUGGGAGUUGUACUUCAGCAACAACUGGAGGGCCAAAGGUUCUGCACUCCUGUGUUUUGGUCCUCUUCACACUGCUCUGACACUCAUCACUUUCCCCAAAGAAUCUGAGAACUGUAGUUUGUUAAUGGCACUGGGCCAGUUCCCAACACCUUUAACAAACUGCAGUUCCCAGGAUUCCUGGGGGAGAAGCCGUGAGUGUUUAAAUGGUACUCUUGGGUUGGUUGGGGAAUUGUUUAGGGGGUGUUGUUGCUGUUAUUGAUUUAUUUUAGAUCUUACUAUGAUUUAUGUGUAUUUUUUUCAAUUUGGUUGUGUAUUUUUUGAUGUUUUCUUUAUGGCUGCUUUUGUUGUGCUGUAAUUAUGUAUUUUUUCAUGUUGCAAGCCGCCUUGAUCAUGGUUUGAACUGUGGAAAGGUGGCAUACAAAUAAAAUUAAGUUUAUACGUCUGAAUGUUUUAAAUACAUGGUGUAGACAUCAUGUGAGGGCCAAGGGUGCUAACAAUGAGAAGUCAGUAUUGAAGAAACUGAGCCAAUUCUUUUUAAAUGCCUCGGUUACCCAGUUCUCAAAACUACUAUCACUAAACUCUUCAGUCUUAAACAAAACCCUUUUGUUUUCUCACUCUUGCUCUCUCUCUCUCUCCAAGCCAUUAUUGGGAGUCCUGAUGUGAAAUACACACCCAGUGUUAAUUCAAUAAAGUUCUAUGUACAACCUCCUGCUACCCCUCUGAGAGACAAGGAUAACCAGAUCCUGACCGUCGUAGACAUUUUCAGUCAAAUUGGAACGACCUUUGAAUACGAAUUAACGAUACAUUGCCAAAAGACAAAGCAGGAGGUAAGGGGGGAAAACAGGUGUAUGAGAGAAAAUGGUAACUUUGGGGGAAAGUACUCAAUUCUUAUUUCUUUGACUGUUGUUGUCUGUCUCAAGAGACAAUGGAAUGCACUUCUGGGGGUGAAGUCAAACUGCUGCGUUAGCAACACCAAAGUGACCUCCCUUGGGGCACAAGCCUGAGCAUUGUGCCCAGAUGACAAAGUGUGGUCCAAAGAAAAGCAGAACAAUAUGUUUGGCGCUAGCUUGUCUGCAGGAGUUGCUGGAAGGAGGUGUACAAGGCGCCAUCCGACUGUCUCAGGGACUCCACUCUGGAUUUGUGUAGGGUUCCCUCCUUGGCCUUUUCUUCUCCCAAAGAUAUCCUGCAAGGCAGCAGAAGUUUCGGCUCAGAGUUUCCUUCUCCUAGAUGGGCUACCUUCUAACUGCAUACUUCUUGAGGGUCAGUGGAGUGUUAUUCCAUACAGAUUAAGGAUGGGAAAUAAAUUCAAUUCAGUUCUCAUUUAAAGACAAACCUACCUCAUUCACAUUUUCCAAAAUAAUAUGCAAACCAAAACACAGCCACCCUUCAAUAUUCGCACUUCUCCGAAUGUUGCAAUGCAGUUCUCCCGCCAUGUGAUUUGUCAAAAAAUGCACAUACUGAAGUGUGCAUAAAAAUACAUAUAUUGGUGAAAAUAACAUACAAAUGUGCAUUAUGUUAGGGGAAAUUGCUUUGCCAAAAUGUGUGGAUUAGGCAAAACGCAUACAAAGAUGUGUGGAUUAGGAGUAAUUUGCACUGAAACAUUUGUGAAUUUUCAAAGGGCGUUUUUUAAAGAAUUUCAAACUUAUGUGGAAACAUGGAGAACUGAACUUCAGAUUGGAGAAAUGAGGAACUGAGGGUAACCAAAAGUUUCAGCUUCAGUCUUUAGCUCUCUCUGUGUUGUUAUACAUAUUCAUGCGGAAACACCCUUGUUUUAUGAAGUGUCAGGACUAAGUUUCAUGUUAUGCUCACUUCACAGCAUGCAGCUACAUCCUCUGUUUUUCCUGAGUGAAUCAGAGGUGCAAGGAUCCCUGAUGGUCUGGAGAGGGCAGGUUUAUCCCCAGCUGCCACCAGGAGUGGAAAUCAGGGGAUUGAAAACAGAAGACACAACUAUAUACUACACAUUAAGCAUAACAUACAGUUUGGCCCUUAGUGGAGCUUUGAAAGUAGAUAACACAAAGUACCACUUUCCCUACUUAAAAUAUAAAUCUCUCUCUCUCUCUUUCUCUCUAGUGGGUCAAAGUUAACAACAACAAUGAAUUUGAAAUCUCUGACUUGUAUCCCAACACCGAAUACAAUGGAACAAUACACAUAAGAUAUUCAGACAAAAUCAGCAAGCCUUAUGUUUUUCGGGCAAAAACAUUAUCAGGUGAGACAUUGUUAUGAAAUGCUGCCAGAUCUUAAAUACUGAAAACCUUAGAGAUGAAGCAGUCACCACAGGCAAUUUUCCCAUUGUGAACCUUGUGGCACAACUUGCAUCACAAAUGAAUGUACCAAUCCCCAGUCUUGCCUGCCACAAAUGAAUCUAUGGAGCUCUUUGUCCUCCCCCCCCAUCUCAGUGUAUUUAUUUAUUUUACACAGGUACAUAUACCUUUCCAUGAAUGUGAGUUAAGCCCUUAUCUUAACAACAAGAAAACCACAAAUAUUUUGCAAACAAUGAAACACUGCUUGAGGGAUUUGGAAUGGGUUGGUGAUGUCGCAAGUGCUAACCAAGAGGCAUUAAACAAGAGACACCCUUCACAGCAGGGUGACUAAAUUACACCGGGCUGAAAUCCUGCAGGAGACAAACCCUGUUCCACCACAAGAAACGGGGGACACCAGGAGCAGGAAGCAGAUUCCAUCUCACAAAUGUUGAGACCUGUUACCUGCCCUCAUAUAAAUAAAGAGUUAUGCUUCAUUUCUGUGGGAAAGUGUUACACUUGUGGACACCACAGUAAACUGCCCCUGGUGCUCCAGGUUCUUUGAGUGUGUACAGAGGCCCUCUGGGCAUCUUUGCCAUUCAUAGACUUUCUUUCUGCUCUCCACAAUAAGGGCAUUUUGCUAGUUCAAAAAGUAAAGGGCCACAUAGCUCAAUGGUAGAGCACCUUCUUUGAAUGCAGAAGGUCUCGUGUUUCACCCCCAGCAUCUCCUAGUAAGGCUGUGAAAGACCCCUGUCCGAAGCUCUGGAGAGGCGCUACCAGCCAGUGUAGACAAUACUAAGAUAGAUGGACCAAUGUUCUGACUAAGGCAGCUUCCUUUGUCCCUAUGGACAUUCAUCGCUUCCCUGUACUUCGGCUUUAUAAAAGCUCAGACCAGUCCUAUGAACUCUUGAGCCAGAAUGACUAGACGAUGCAUGCCAUCUGUUCCUGCCCUCUCAACUCUCCUGGUCUUGCUAUCUUUAACGGUUUGUUUUCUCUCUCCAGAUACCACCUGGUUUGCAUAUUUGUUCGCGGUAGCUCUGUUUGCGGCAUUGUUGAUCUUUGGAACAAUAUAUUACUUCAUUUACAAGUAUAUUAAACAGCACACCGCACAGCAACCCACGUCUUUGGUAUGUACUGUACCUCCCCCCCCCCCCGCUUUAUGGAAGGUUGUUGGAUUUUUUAUUAAUGAGCCUGGACUUUUAAUUGCUGGGUAUUGUUCAUACAUAAAAGAGUAGCGCCUUGAAGGGCAAGGAGAAGGCUGUAGCCCCCACCCAGGAAUGCUGGAGAAAUUGCUGCACUGCCUGGGUUCCUAAUAGUUUGAUUUCUCUUUUAGGAAUUUCUUUGCAAGUGGAGAGACUUGGUGGAAUGGUUACUCUUGUAAACAAAACAUGGCAGUUCUUGGUGUUUACUAACCAGGAGUUCCCAUAUUUUGGCUUGGCUUAGUAGCCACCUGUGAUUUUUGUGGUCGCCAUUAAUUUCUCUCAACCCCUCAAGCUCUUUGGCUUACACAGAGAACUCAGGAGGAGAGAUGGGAUCAUUUUGAAGUGGGCUUUGGAUAAAAUAGAAGCAGUGCUUUCUACAAAGCCCAUUAUGAAAGGGGAUAAGAACCCUAAAUUCAUGGAAGGUUCCCUGAGGGCAAAGCUGAUUCUCACCCUGAAGUGAAAAACCUUUUCCUCUUAGAGGAAGGAACAUAAUUUAGUGGUAGAGCCUCUGCUUUGCGUGCAGAAGAUGCCAGGUUCAAUCCCUGGCUUCUCCAGGUAGCAGUGGGAAGGACCCCUGCCUGAAAUCCUGGUAAGCUGCUGCCCAUCACUGUAGCCUGUCACAUUUGACCUCAGGCCCAGGUGCCAACUGUGGCCCUCAAGUCCUCUCUGUCUGGCCCUCAAAACUCUUCACAGGCCACACCCCCUCUGACCAGGCCACAGCCCUCACUUGACCUGCUUCACAUACUCCUUGAAUGUUUUUGCCCGGCUGGGAUGUGACCUUGAACUCUGGUAAUGUCUUGUGCCUGCCUGGAUGGAAGUUAAAGAGGAGUAUGUGAGUGUCUGUAGAAAUUAGUAUACAAAAGUGAAAUUUGCAUUCAUUGCUCCACCCACUUUUGCCUCUGACCCUGCCCACCAUUGGCAUGUGGCCCUUGGAAGCUUGCCCAGAAGAGAAUGUGGCCCUCAGGCUGAUAGAGGUUCCCCUUACCCUUGCUGUAGUCAAUACUGACCUAGAUGAACCAAUAGCCUGACUUGGUAUAAGGCAACUUCCUGUGUUCCAUGCUGGCCCCACGGCAGAGAGUGAACUUGAUUGCUUAAUGGUGGGGACUUCCUGCUUCACCACUCGGUCCUUCCACCACUCUGCUUCAUUAUCUCUCUAGCUGCCUACGUUUAUGCUGAUCCUUAUCUCUGGCAACUAAAUUUAAUCCUUCUUCCCUGAUAGGAUUUCAAGGAUAUUUUACGCUCCCAACCUCUCGUGCCGAGAGUGGAACAUAUUCUGAACCCCUAUGAAUCAUGCAAGCCUGUCCAACUUACUAUAGAGAAGCACCAGGCACAGAUCACCCAACAUCAGGGAGUAUUCAGCCUGACCGAAACAGCUUACCAGAAACAGGCCAACGCACCACUGUUCCAGACCAUUGCUCAGCAUGUAGGUUAUACACCACAAAUGGCCAAGAACAACCCACCAUGCACACAAGGUCCUUCGCCUUUAACGUAUGGAGUGUGUUUUGAAGGCACCAGCUGUACCAAAGCGAAUUCUUCAGCAAAUCAAGUGAGGAAGCUCGAUUCUUUAGCUGAGGGCUCCUUGAGCAGCGGGCAUUAUAAAGCACAGCCGCCAGAACAGAUCAAAAGAGAAUUGUGGGGAAACAAGCCCCAACAGAUGCCGGUGCCUGUGUUGGGAGAUGCAGAGCGAACUCAAUGUCUGCUGCUUCAGGAAGACAUGCAAGAUAUGCCACAGCUGCUUCCACCCCUUCUGGAAGAGAGCGUACCUGCCACAAGAGGCAACAAGACAGGGAGCUACAGAGAGCAGCCUGCAGAAUUGCAACCAUCUGCGGUGGAAUUCGACCAAAAUGCCAUCUCAGAUGGCAAUCUUCUGUCAAGCGUGCCACCAUCCUUGUUUUCACAUCGCACCUGCAGCAGCCUCAUUCAAGAUCAGAACCCUGGGCAGUGGGUGGCCUGGGAUUUGACAGCCUGGACGAAUCCCCAGCAUCAGCCUUUGGGACUCCCUGUAUUGGACUGCAUAACUCAAGAGAGCAAGGGGUUGGAAAACAAGCCUGGGUUCCUUGGUACAAACCCAGAUACCUUAGACUCUGCCCACAGCAAUGGGCUCUUCACAAGCCUGUUCAGAGACUUGGAGCUGAAGGUGCAGUGGGAUCAGGCGUCUGAGGAAUAAUGGUUAACGCAUCCAGCAACUGAGGAAUGGAGCGAGGGGAGGCGAUAACACAAGGGAGGUGGAAAUGUCUCCCUCCAAAAUAGAGUUGAAAGGAAAUGUCUUUUCCCAGCUGUUCAUGAAUCCUCUUUGUGAAUCACACUUCAGCCCAUUAAAGGAAAACUAAAUGUGGUUGAUAGGUACCCUGCCAACUGGGUGGGUACUGCUGGCAUGAUUAUUCCCAGGUGAUUCUGUCCCUCACACAUUGCUGGUUAGCUUGCACAAGGAAUCCUGACAGUGCUGGUCCUAUCUUGUGGCAGAUACCCCAAACUUGAGUUGCCGGCUGAUAGGGUGUGGGAGGAAACACACCGAUUGGCCUGCCUUUGUGUUAAUUACAGUUUUGCCUGCAAGUCGGGAGGCGACCCUUUACAUGGCCUGGCGACAAGAACGACCACCUGCUCAUGUCAGCAAAAGAAGCUGCUGCUGUUGAGCAGGAACCACCAGUGUGGCGCCCGUGGGCACCAGGGUGCCCGUGAGUUCCUCUUAUGAGGCUCACGAAAGGUCUCAGUAAAUUUCCACCAAACAAAUCCACAGUGCUUGCAAGAGACUGCUUGUUAUUCUUGUUCUGUUCCUGUUUGCACUGACUUGGCCUCUCCUACAUUGCACACCGCCCUUAUAUAUGCUCACAUUUCAUUGGAUGCCAGGGCUGGACACCUUCUUGCCCUCCCAUUCUGAACAGAAGAUUGCUGCAAAGAGCUUCUCUCUGUGAGCAAGCAUGGCAGUGGCUGAUGUAGGUACCUUUUCCUCAUGGAUGACAGGACUGUUGAUGGGGUGAAUGCCUCCACCAUUUUGUGGACCCAUCUCUUUUUCUGCUCUUUUAGAUGUAAGCCAUUUUGUGGCGUGUCACAUACCCACGGCAGCCAUUUUCUGACUGGUGUCUGUUUCCUCAAAAUUCCACAUUUGCUCACUGGCUCCUAAUGGUUGGCAGCUCCUGAGUUAAAGGGACAGGAACAGAAGCAGCAGAGACAUUGAUGACUCUUCCCCAGUUCUGUAUUACUUGGGGGGGGGGGAGAAGUAUGUACUAUCUUUGUACUUUACUAAUAAAUAUUUUUAUUAUUAGUCUGACUUAUUUUCAGUCUACAGAGAGCUAAGAAUUGUAUUUAUAGUUCAAAAUAGCCUAUACCCUUUGAGAAGUCGUCUGUGUUCCAAACUUCACAGCUAACUUGAUCCUGCAAAAUGCACUGAACCAAACAACCAGGUCCAAACACAACGGAAUGUAAGGAAAGCUUUAUUAAUAAAUUGCCUGAGGCAAUGAUUCCAUAAUUCCAUGGAAGGGUGUAUACACUCAGAUGAUUAAUUUUCUGGAGCCAAGUAUAAAAACAUUAAAAGAGCUCUUAAAGGAAGGAAGAAUUACAGCCUACUAAGUUCUACUCAGGGCAGACCCAUUUAAAUCGCUCAACCUAAAUUAGCCAUGUCCAUUAAUUUUAAUGGAUCUACUCUGAGUAUUGCUAACAAUAGAUGUAGCACAAGGUAAUUUUAAGCUGUUUUAGUAUUUUAACUUUUGUAUGUUUUAAAAUGGGGUUGUAAAUAUUUCUUGAUUUUUCUGUUCUGUCUUUUGUAAACCACUUUGAGAAUUUUAUUUUUACAAUCAAGCAGUGUAUAAAUUUUUAUGAAAUAAAAAGUAAAUAAAAUACAUCAACAUUGUC